Messenger RNA from Homalodisca vitripennis (glassy-winged sharpshooter), 2004 nucleotides. Its product is annotated as DNA primase large subunit-like. NCBI's taxonomy places the organism in Eukaryota, Metazoa, Arthropoda, Insecta, Hemiptera, Cicadellidae. Gene Ontology annotation, biological process: DNA replication, synthesis of primer. The record is from RefSeq and is a predicted model, not a curated record. The transcript is spliced from 9 exons. The coding region runs from base 160 to 1629 and encodes 489 amino acids. Gene Ontology annotation, cellular component: alpha DNA polymerase:primase complex.
AAAGCGCGGGAACGGGAACCAGACUCAACUUUGUUUUGCUUAUGUUUAUUACAGGUUAUGUGACGAAAGACAAGUUAAUUAACGUUCCAUUAUACCGAAGUUUGUUAAAGCGUAUUACAAUUCUGUGUAUUUUGAGUGCAGAUCAGUAAUUUUAAAAAGAUGGAUUUCAGCCACCGACGACAAAAAGUUAUCAAACCUAUAGAAGGAGAACUGGCAAUUUUAUAUCCUCAUGAUCUUCAGAUGUACACGACCCCGCCAGUGUGUGAGAUAUCUCUAACAGAAUUUGAACAACUGGCUGUAGACAGAUUAAAAUUGUUGAGAACAAUCGAACAGAUUAGUCUUCAUGGCCACGCAAAGAAUUCAGAGGAGUGGAAGAAAUCAGUUUUAGACGAAAUAAGGAAGCACUCUGAUUUGAAAUACUUUUACAAAGUGAUAAACAGCACCGGUGCGAAAUCUAAAGAGCCUGACUACCAGGCCCGGAAGUCCGACCACAUUUCUCACUUCGUACUUCGCCUGGCAUUCUGUCGAACAGAGGAGCUGAGGCGAUGGUUGAUCAGCAGGGAACUCGACCUGUUCCGCUUGCGAUGGCUGAGUCUGAGCGCAGAAGGAAAGUCGGAAUUCAUCAGACUUAACAACCUCAAUUAUAAUCCAAUUUCCGCAUCAGAACGUGUCGAGAUGAGUGAAAAGUCGAGUGGAUUGGUGAGUAGUUCUGCCGAUUAUUACCGCGUACCAUUCACUCAAGUGUUGGACCUGGUAAAAUCACGCAAGGUGUUCCUACACUACGGGUUUGCGUACAUCACCAACACUGACAUCAUCUCUGUCCUCCUCACAGUCUUCCGUUCCAGGCUCUCCCACGAGCUUUCAAGAACGGCCAGGCAGCUCCCAGCCCUGGAAGUUAUAGAAGAAGAUCAGGACAGGAUCUUCCGACCUCUAAAAGCACUUCCGCACGCCUACAUCGGUGAGGAUUAUUCCAGUAAGAAAACAGGAGACAAAAUUCCCAUUGAAUGUAUUGAUUCUUUGGCAAGACAGUCGUUCCCACUGUGCAUGCGUCAGUUGCACGCUAAGCUCCGGCAAGACCACAAACUCAAGCACCACGGCCGACUGCAGUAUGCUCUCUUCCUCAAGGGUAUUGGAGUCACUCUAGACGACAUCCUCACCAUGUGGCGUGAGGAGUGGGCCCGGUCCGAGCCGGAAAAGUUUGAAAAGGGAGGAGUGGCCUACCUGCUGAGGCACAGCUACGGCAAGGAAGGCAAGCGUACCAACUAUACGCCACAGAGUUGCAUGAAGAUCAUCACAGGCAACGUGGGUACAGGGGACCAACAUGGCUGCCCAUUCAAACAUAAUGACGUCUCAGCCAUUCGCCUCACUCUGACUCAGAGCAAUGUACCCGCAGCAGACAUCCAAGAAACUGUAGACUUGAUCAACCGAGGUCAAUACCAACUGGCCUGCACCAAAUACUUCGAAAUCACUCAAGGAACACCUCCAGAGAGAUUUAUAAACCACCCAAACCAAUAUUUCGAGGAAAGCCAAAACGUAAAGCAUGGAAAGUCCAAUACGAAGAAGGAAUUCACAGGUGACAAACCGCAACCUGCCUUAGAGAAAAGGCCUUCAGUAUCAGAAGAACUAUAGUGUGAAACUGGGAUGGUGUCCAAUUUUUCGACAGACCUUAUUUCGGAGGCACAUCAUAGUGCUGAACCAAAGUUAAUAAUUAGUGCCUGUAUGAAGUUAAGUAGGUGUAACUGUUAAUUAUUAUGCUUUUAGUUUGUACAGAUAAGAAGACAAUAGAAAUUCAGAGCAGUUCCUUUAUUGUUAAAACACCUGUGUGAGGAAUUGUUAAAACUAGUUUCACCACUGUUUGGUGAGGUAAUAAAAUUUCAUACAAAAAUUUAAUUUGUGAUUGUUAAUGAAGAAUUCAAGGUAUGACUUGUGUGAUAUUAACAUAUUUGUAAGUCUCAUAUUGUAAUGUAAUUUGUUUGUAAUUGAAUAAAAUUGUUUCCAUCUUAA